UAAGUUUGGGGUCCCACGAGUUUACAACGGAUUCUUAUGAAAUGCCGCCUUUUUACUAAAUUCGGCGUGGUAAAUCGAACAGUGAGUCUUUGUUGUUUGUCAGAAAAGCGUGACCGCUUCUUCAAAAAGGUCCAUUCUUGUUCUCCAAAUACGGUCAGCUAAAUCAUGUCACGCGAAACCAUUCAUCCGAACAUCACACAACCAGAGCACGAUCUCCAAUCAUGUACCAAACUUUACUCCUUGCUGGGGCAAUAACACUCAUCGUUUUGUUGUUAAGUUUAAAGUUUCUUGCAAAACGAAAAGUGCAAAACUUGCAAACUAAAUAUGUCUUCAUCACUGGAUGCGGCUCGGGCUUCGGUCGUGAAACCGCCAUUCGUUUGGACAAGAUGGGAGUUCAUGUAUUGGCCGCCUGUUUAACGAAGCAAGCAGCACAAGAUUUGAAAUCGAUGACGAGCGACAAACUGAAAACAUUUCAAAUGGAUGUUACAGAUUCUCAGCAAAUUAAGGAUGUAUUUAGACAAGUGAAGAACUUGCUACCUUCAGGACAAGGCGUAUGGGGACUGGUGAACAAUGCUGGCAUUGCCAUAGCAGGACCAAUAGAAUGGACACCGCUGGAACAUAUGAAGCGCAGCGCAGACGUCAAUUUGUGGGGAAUGAUUGACGUCACUAAGACCUUUCUGCCGUUGAUUAAAAAGUCCCAGGGAAGAGUGGUUAAUAUGUCGAGUCUUGCAGGUCGUUUGUCGCCUUGUUUUGCGUCCGCUUAUUGUAUCUCCAAAUAUGGUGUUGAAGCCUUUUCAGAUGCGCUCAGACGUGAAAUGAACCCGUGGGGAGUGUUGGUCAGCGUGAUAGAACCAGGGGCGUUUCAGACUGCUGGAAUACACAAAAUUGCUGACUCAAUGAAACAGCUUUGGAAUAAUCUUAGCCCCGAGAUGAAAGAAGAUUAUGAAGAUAAACGUCUUGACGGAAUUGCCAUGGCCAAGGAAAUGAAGCUCAAGAUGGAGAAAACUGCAUCACCGGACACUUACAAAGUUGUGGACGCGAUCGUGGAUUGUCUGACAUCACAGGGACCCCAGACACGUUAUGUGGUUGGCCUGGAUGCAAAACUAAUGGUGUUCAUACCAUAUUUACCAACGUUUAUUGGUGAUUACGUUUUCCGAGUGUGAUAGGCACAAGUGAUUUAACUCCGCAGACAUCGGUGUACUUUGUUGCUUCCUCUUAAGAGCUGUAUGUCACACGGCUAAAAUUUGAACUGACAACACCAGGAAAACACGAACCAAUCAUGUAUCGAUAAAUAAUAAUGUUUAGAUAACCCACCUUCAAAUUAUCGAUUACUAAAUUCCUCUACCCUUGGGCACAUGCAUGCCAAGAUUAAUUAACGAAAAAGUAAAAACCACCCUAAAACACCUCCUUGAAGUAUCACCGUGUCCUAAGAAAUUCUUUUUAAAAUUAUUAAAAUAUAAAAGGAUUUACGCUAACUACACAUGACCACAGGAUCACAUGAUCAACUGUAUGUUGAAUAAAGCGUGAUUUUCAUGAUAAAAAUCUUUACUUGCCAUUUUCGUAAUCUCUAUCAAGAGACCAUGAUCUAUGUCUCUAUGCACCUCUGUGAGCUCCGAUUUCUGGUUGAGAAAGAAAUAUGAGAAAAUCUUCUGUCUAGAGACACAGAAAUAAUUGCCGCUCAGUAUUUAGACGUAAUCCAAUACCAGACGUUCUGUUUGUUUG
Molecule: messenger RNA, 1722 nt
Organism: Orbicella faveolata
Lineage: Eukaryota; Metazoa; Cnidaria; Anthozoa; Scleractinia; Merulinidae
Product: retinol dehydrogenase 7-like
Biological process (GO): steroid metabolic process
Cellular component (GO): intracellular membrane-bounded organelle
Molecular function (GO): oxidoreductase activity
Source: RefSeq, a predicted model, not a curated record